Molecule: messenger RNA, 1943 nt
Organism: Myxocyprinus asiaticus (Chinese sucker)
Lineage: Eukaryota; Metazoa; Chordata; Actinopteri; Cypriniformes; Catostomidae
Product: desumoylating isopeptidase 1-like
Exons: 6
Coding region: 245-745 (166 amino acids)
Biological process (GO): protein modification by small protein removal
Molecular function (GO): peptidase activity
Source: RefSeq, a predicted model, not a curated record
GCGCGUGACGCUUCAUGGACAGACUCCAUUUAUCUUGACAGCAUUUUAAAAGAGCUUAUGUGCCGUAUUUUAUCCUUCAGCCCAUCCUAAUGUUCUUGAUUCUCAAAAACUCCGAUAUAGCUACAAUAUUUAAUACAUUUAUAAAUAUGUAAGAGAAUCGUACACAUUUGUGCAUCUUAAGGCCGUUUAACGCACGAGCAGGACACCGCGGAGAGGCCAGUUAGCCGAAACCACCAGCACAAACAUGGACUCGACGUUUAAAGUGCAGCUCUUCAUUUAUGAUUUGUCUCGGGGAAUGGCACGCCAGAUCAGCCCGAUAAUGUUAGGAAAACAGCUUGAUGGGAUUUGGCACACAUCUAUAGUGGUCUAUGGAGAAGAAUUCUUCUAUGGUGGGGCCGGGAUCUCAAGUUGCCCACCGGGUGGGACGAUGCUGGGACCUCCAGACACAGUGGUUGAGCUGGGAAGUACAGAGGUGACAGAGGAGAUCUUAAUGGACUAUCUGUCUUCACUUGGAGAGACAACAUACAGUGGGGACAAGUACAGAUUGUUUGAGCACAACUGUAACACGUUCACUAAUGAGGUGGCCCAGUUUCUGACUGGCAAUAAAAUUCCCUCCUACAUUACAGAUCUGCCCUCUGAGGUGCUCUCCACGCCAUUUGGUCAGGUGUUGCGGCCAAUCCUGGACUCCAUACAUAUCGCCCCCCCUGGUGGGAAUGUCAUCAACAGCCAUAAUAAACACAGUUAGAUUAGCUUUAUAUUCACACAGACAUACACAUACAUACACAAUACGCAAUAAUUCACACAAAGGCUGUUUGUUCACACACGUUUGCCCUGUUGUAAAUGAGAGUUGGCUUGAAAAUCUUAUUCAUAGAGCACUUAUGAAUAAGAUCUGACCUAUCUUUGUCCACAUUCACAGUUAGACAAAAAGUUUGAGAAGUCCGUUCCUGCCUAAAAUGUUUUAUGCACAAGAUCAUGGGUCAUCCUCCCAUAUCACUGACGGUUCAUAUUUUUCAGUAUGGACUUCUCGGUUUCUAUGAUUUUCAUAUUAUUACGUAACUUUAUUUUGAAUCUCUACAGCCCACACAUGCAGAGGUCAUUUGUUGUUUAUUUUUAAGUUGACUUGUUAGGACAAUCCAACUUUUUUCCCUUAUUGUCAGUUUUGAUUCCUUUUACAGUAUUUUGUGCAGCCUGUUCAAGUUUUUUUUUUUUCCAAUGCUCAGCUGUACCUGUUCAUGUUUUAAUACUGUAGUUGCAAGCCAAAAAAGUGAAAAGAAUAUAAAAACAAGAAUCUUGAAUUUCAUUUUCAACAUCUGUGUAUUUAUUUAUUUAUUUUUUGUAUGCAUGUGAAACUUUGUGACAAUGAAGCACAUGUUGUAUUUGGCUUACUAGUUAACUUGCAUUAGAUUUUACUCUUAAGAUGAUACUGAAAGUGACUAAAUGGACUAUGAUAAAUAUAGCUCAGAUUCCAAGAGAAACUUACAUAUCUGUGCCUUUAACAUGCCAGCUUGGGCACAAUGAAAAUGUUUUAACAUAACUGUAUUAAGUCAGAAUUAUUUAUAUGUGUUAUGCUUCAAGUGUACGUUGUCCCCUAUUUAUCCAGCUAAAUGCUAAUGUAUAUGCUUUAUGAUAAAACACUGUUUUUAUAUCCAUUAAAGGAACAUUUGCUGCUGUUGUCAAUGUUGUAUGGCUGAACCUAUUGCUUUGCUAUUGGUAUUUAAUCAAAUAUUCUUCUUUUGGAAUCAGUUUAUUUAUCCUGCACAAGUGAUAUUGUUUGUAUGGUAUGUAAUAUGCAUAACAUGCUUAAUGUAACAUUGUGUUGCCAUUUCUUUAUUGUUUUUAUGUGAUUGUUAUCAUUAUCAGGUUGUUGCUACAAAUCAACUGCACUGAUUAUUUUGAGUUGUAAACUCAUUUGUCAUCUCAUUAAAGAGAACCAGUAUUAAUCA